AGGAAAUAAAAAUGACAUGUACAUGAUGAUUUUCGAUCACAUUUAGAUAUUAGCUACGACCUAAACUACGACCUACACGGCAAAGGGAGAAUAUAAACAAGAAAAACUCUUGGUCGCUAAGCACCGCAAGAUAAGCUCGUCACAACAACAACACCAACCAUGGAAGAUACACCAUCGCCGACGGCACCAGCCCAGGAAUCCCCUUCGCUAGACACUGCUGUCUACGUAUUUUCUCUCUUUGACACGGGAGCCCUGCUAUUCCUACUGGUCUACUAUGUUAUUACGUUGUCGGACUUGGAGUGCGAUUACUUGAAUGCACAACAAUGUUGUUACAGAUUAAACAUUUGGGUGAUCCCUAAGCUUGCUGCUCACCUCCUCCUGUCUGCAGUAUUCUUGCUUACUGGUCAUUACUACCUAUUCCUUGCUUCCAUACCUUUGGCAGUUUACAUCAUUAGGGAGUAUGUAAAAGUCCCCAAAGGAAAUUUUGGAGUGUACGACCCAACCGAGAUUCACCGGAUGGGUCAGCUCAAAGCACACAUGCGUGAUGCAGUGAUUGGUCUUGCUUAUUAUUUGGUCUUUUUCUUUAUCUACCUUUAUUGUUUCCUUACUCAUCUUCUCCGAUCAAAUCCCAUUCCGAAGCCAGACUUUGCAGACGAUACUGGGUUUUAGGUCACAAGCAGAGGUUGUGAAUGGUUAUCUGUCACAUUCAUCAGUCCCUUUUCCUCUAUGAAAGAGGAGACAAAGCAUAAUAGUGGGAUGAUAGUUUUCGAACAAGCAUUCCAGCCCCACAAGGCUAUAGGUCUUUCUAGUUACGGCUUAGCUCGUUUUUGAUUUUGCAGAAAUGCUGACCCUAGUCAGUGUAUGAUUCAGUGCAGUGAAAUAUAGUAGUACUUUUAAUAUUUUGAUGAUAUUUAGGGAUACAAUUUUAACUCUUGCUGAAAUAAAGUGAAGCAUGUAUCUUUUACAGACUUUAGAGCAAAGUUUUUCCAUUUUAUAUGGAAUUCUAGAGGGUUAAAUACUGAAGCUUUUAUGUAAAAGAACAAUUCAUGAAAUAAACACAUAGUUUCCCUUGGAAAAACUGUUCAGUAUUUCUGUAAAUUAGUGUUUAGUCUUGCAUGGUCUAGUCUGCUUGAAACAUUCAUUGCUUUCUGUAUCAUUUUAAUGAGAAACAUUGUAUGUUCAUUUGCAUUACUGUAUCCUCAUUCAUUUUUAUGAAUUCUGAUUUCCUUCUCAGUAAAGUGUUGGUUAUUUCACACAAUGCAGAAUCAGGUGAUAAACUAUUGCUUUUACUUUUGAUGGCAGUGGGAAUUUUAAGAUACACAGUAGAUUUAAUUCAGUUUUCAUUUUAAUUUAAGCAGUAUCUUUAUUUAACAAUGUUUUGCAAAACUAUUUUGUGUGAUACCAACAGGCUGACCUUACAUGAAUUUGUCACAAUUUAUAUUUUAUAUAUAUAUAUACAUAUAUAUAUGUAUAAUAUACAUAUAAAGCUAAGACAAUCUUUGAAGGACUUUGCUUGUUGUCCUGUCCAGAUUUUCACUUGCUUUCUUUGUUUUGCUUCAAUAGUAAUACUGCUCGUCCCUUUUUUUCUUUUUCUUUUAAUCCUGAGGAAUAUACUGCUAAUAUUGUUAAGUAAAUGCCAUUUUUCUUCCUGUACUUUAAGGAGAAAUACAUGCUAUCUUUCUUCAUUUACUUCUUAAGAAAAUUUUAAAAUUCAUAUCCUAAAGUGUCACCUUUAUCUUUACACCUAAGAACAUACCAUCUCCUUUUGUUUACUAAAUAGUGUUGCCAAGAUAUAGAGUGAAACAAAAUGUUUACCUCAGUAACAUGAAAAAUGUAGGUUAUGUAGUUCGUAAUGCUUUGGUGAUAAGUAGGCUUAUUUUUAUUAUGGUACACAAGUGAAAUGCAGGUUGUGUACCAAUUUACUGUAAGAAAAUCAUUGAAAAGAACUAAAUAGACCAGGUAAAAAAAAAUUAAAUCUUAUGAGGGAUAUUUUCAAGGUUUGUUGUUGGUGUUCAUGUGUUAUGUUUGUCAGUUUCGUGUAGACUAGUGUACUAAGUUUUUGCUCUGCAUUUAUAAAACAAGAAACAUCUUUUUUAUUCUCUUGACUACUUUCAUUUGUGAGUCAUUAGUUGCAGGAGUAAGCCAAGUAUGAGAAAUCUAAUAAAUCUUCGCAAGCCAAGUCUGAGAAAUCCAAUAAUUUGGCCCGAAGACUCCAUAAUUAAGCAGUAAGGUCUACCAGUUGUAGUUUUCCUCAAAUGUGCUAAUGGGCACAAUGUGACAAAUGCACACUUUAUUAUAGUAACACUCUUACCUGAAGUCUUUUUACAUUUUUGUUAGCAUAAUUUUCUUGUCUUGAAUGUCAUUUUAUAUUUGAUUCAGAAUUAAAAAGCAGUGGUAUGUAUCUUUGCUGUUCAAACUGUUAAUCUUUUUAUUUUCCACUUCUUGGGCAACUCAUAUUAAUACCUGUGACGAAUUGCACAAUUUUAUCUACCUAGUAACAUCUACAAAUUUUCUGCUAAACGAGCAUUUACUCUUCUGUAAACUACUAUGUUUGAAGCUUUGUUACUCAAGACUAACAAAGUUUAUAAAUGCUCAUAAUACUGCCACCUUAUGCGAAUCCCUCUGAAAUGUAUUAUUUUGUAAGAACUAAACAAUGGUCUAAGCAUUCUAUGUCACUAAGGCUGAAUUGCCCUUUGUAGUGUGUUUUCAUGAGGCAAAUAAGGUGCAUGUUGCAGCUGCAUAUCCCUAUGUUUUGUUUCUCCCUGUUGACUUCUAAUACCCUAUUAAAUGUGUGUAGUUAAUCUGAAAAAAUUAGUAAUGCAAGGUAUUUGAAAAUGAUACAAAUAUUUUUACUUCCAUGUACUGUACGUAGUUUGUUUUACUGUUACUCAUAGAUUUUUAAACAGGUUAUGAAGUAAAGUAUAGAAUAAUGUUAUUUUUGCAUUAAGGAAUUCAGAAUAAACUAGCUCAUUAGGGAUAGUACUAUGUAUCUUCAGGGAAGUAGUCAUGUCUUGUCCACAAUUAAUUGUUUACCUCAGAUACUGUAUUGAAAAUUAUUACAACCCUUUGUUUGUUUAAAGAAAGUAAUAAAUGUGUAAACUAUUAAUAAAGAAUUAAACAGGU
Macrobrachium nipponense is the source of this 3123-nucleotide messenger RNA. It is a transcript of the gene cnir, whose product is annotated as protein cornichon homolog 4-like. Gene Ontology annotation, cellular component: endoplasmic reticulum membrane; COPII-coated ER to Golgi transport vesicle. Gene Ontology annotation, biological process: endoplasmic reticulum to Golgi vesicle-mediated transport. The transcript has 5 exons. The record is from RefSeq and is a predicted model, not a curated record. The coding region runs from base 160 to 669 and encodes 169 amino acids. Lineage: Eukaryota; Metazoa; Arthropoda; Malacostraca; Decapoda; Palaemonidae.